UAACAAGGAAACGAAUUUAUUAACUGUCUUCUUUAAGAGCACCUCGAAAAUUAUUCAACUCGAUUUCGUGCUGACAAAGAACUGCAAAUUCACGAGAACAAUUUUCGCAGUUGCGGUGAUUUUGAAGAUGGUACGAGGCUUUGCGCAUUUAGUUUGCGCGUAGACGGUAUUACACUGGCUGGGUUUGCCCAUCUUACAAAUAUUUAUUGAAAUGGAAUCAAAUUUGGGAAAGGAUGCCCCCGACUCCCCGACUCAUUGGAAGAAAGACGACAGAGAAUCGAUCGGCAACGAAGGCGUGAAUUUCGCAACAGACGGGCAAACGCCGCCUCUCAAACGCGAGGAUAGACCAGUUUCGAGGCGUGGAAUGGCUUCAAGACAAAGUCAAAACAUGGAAGAGAGACCUUUCACGCAACAAAGUGGAGGGCGACCUGUAACUUCGGGACGUUCUUCUGGUUACCGAACACCCUCUGCUUCAGUGUUUGCUUCCCGUGGAUCAGUAGUUCCAGGAACUGCUUCUCGUCUCACUUCUGCCAUGAGACAAUCUCCAGUAUCAAGGAUUGGUACUGCAAUUACUUUUGCCGGAGCACAGGUUAGUGUUGUGGAUCGGCCCAUCACUCAACAAGGAUUAAGUGGUUUACGAACAGGUGUUCGAGGACCUCAAAUGAGGCAGGUUCAAGAUAAACGAUAUUUUGAAGGGCUGCUGCAGACUAAGAUUCGUGACUUAAGUAAUGAAAUAACACGCUUGGGAAAGGAUAUUGAAACUCAACAGCGAGAGCAAGCAACAUUCUUGGUGUAUGAUAAAAGAGUGAAAGAAAUGGCAGCAGAACUAACAGGUUUGCGCAUUUCAAGAUAGUAUUUAGAUGUGAAAGACAGAUAAUAAUGAUAAUAAUAGACUUUAUAGUAAUAGACCAUAUAGUAUAUAUUAAUAGAUCAUUCUUUCAUUUAGUACAUUUGAAUAGUCUAUCAAUAGUCAAGAAAACCAAUAAUUAUUUUAAUUAAAUAGUUAUUGCUAUUUAAAGACAAUAUCUUCAUUCAUAAAAGUUAAAAUAAGAUGUGAAGAUUUUACAACAGCAACUUACUUUUCUCUAUUGAAUGCAUAAUAGCUUGACACAUUGUUCUUCCAAAAACAGGGAAAAUUUUUCAUAUAUUUUUUUCCAAAAAAUGAUAUUUAAAAAUCGAUUUUGAA
Molecule: messenger RNA, 1186 nt
Organism: Gryllus bimaculatus (two-spotted cricket)
Lineage: Eukaryota; Metazoa; Arthropoda; Insecta; Orthoptera; Gryllidae
Source: the annotation of a GenBank genome assembly